CGUCUUCCUACAGUCAGAACAGUACGGUCCAUCUGUGUGGUGCGAAGCAAAUGAGUGACGCUCUUCUAAAUCAUCAAAGAUGAUGUUUCAGGAAUAAAACGUGAACGUUAAAAUCUUUUCUUUUUGAUUCGUCUUGCAACUAAAAUGUUAAGUGAAAGAAAGACAAAUUGAAUGGGGAGAUAAUGUUUAAAUUUGGUGAUUCUUCUUACGUACUUCUGUGAUUCAACAAAUUCAAAUACAAGUGCACGUGUUCUUGCAGGUAAACAUUGGCAGAGACAAUAGGUACCAAUUAAGAACCAUCCACUGACGAUGCCAUCCUAUUUAUCGAUAUGGGCCAGGACGCAGACUUUUUUUUUCUUUAUUUCGUGUAACUUGUUUAUAGUCACUAGUCAACAAUAUACAGGACAGAGAUCUCGCGGAUACUCAACAAGAGUUCCUCUAGUGUUAAGGGGUGAUCAACUUCCACCACCCGAUGGAGAUUUCUUUGACAAUUCAGAAGAAAUACAUCCUCUAACCCAUAUUUCAGCACGUUGGCAUCGGCGAGAAUAUGUACCUGUCAGACUGCAUCCCUGUGAUCAAAGCUCGUGUUAUCCCGCCACCGGAAAUCUAUUAAUUGGCCGAGAAGCGCAAUUGUACGCAUCUUCUACUUGUGGACUUUACUCAAAACAGCGAUACUGCAUAGUUUCCUAUUUACAAGACCAAAAAAAAUGUUUCUGGUGCGACUCCCGACCGUCACGAAUUCAACAACCUUCUUCCAAUCAUAGUAUUAGUAAUAUUGUGUCACGUCACUAUGUCGGAACCCCAAACUUGUCUUGGUGGCAGUCGGAAAAUGGCAAAGAAAAUGUGACGAUACAACUAGAUUUAGAGGCCGAAUUUCAUUUUACCCAUCUAAUAAUUCAAUUUAAAACCUUUCGACCAGCCGCUAUGUUCAUUGAGCGAUCGUAUGAUUUUGGGAAAACCUGGCAGGUCUAUAGAUACUUUGCGUAUGAUUGUCAAAGAAGUUACCCUCAUGUUUGGGUUUCGUCAGAAAACUCUAAAAAUUUAACAGAUGUGUUUUGUGAGACGAAAUAUUCACAAGUAUCUCCUUCAACCGAUGGCGAACUAAUAUAUAGAGUACUUCCCCCGACGUUACAUAUAGACAACCCUUACUCUCAAGAAGUGCAAAAUUUACUGAAAAUGACUAACUUAAGGAUCAAUUUUAACAAAUUGCACACACUCGGCGAUGAUUUACUUGACAAGAGAGAAGACAUACAGGAGAAGUACUACUACGCUAUCAGUAACAUGAUUGUAAGGGGAUCUUGUUCUUGUUAUGGCCAUGCAAAUCGGUGUUUACCUAUAGCUGGGAUCGAUCAAAAGCCUGAUAUGGUGCAUGGUAAAUGCGAGUGCACACACAACACGAAAGGAUCAAAUUGUGAAGAGUGUGAAGAUUUUUUCAACGAUUUGCCGUGGAGACCGGCUAUAGGAAAGCAAACAAACGCAUGCCGAAAGUGCAAUUGUAAUAAUCACGCAACAAGUUGUCACUUUGAUGCUGCAGUAUAUGAGCAAACAGGACGCAUUAGCGGCGGUGUGUGUGAUGGUUGCAAGCAUAAUACCAUGGGAUCUAACUGUGAGCACUGCAAACCGUUUUAUUAUAAAGAUCCAUUACGCGAUAUUCAAGAUCCCGAAAUAUGCAGACCGUGUGAUUGUGAUCCGCAUGGUUCUUUGGAUGGUGGCAUAUGCGACUCUACUACAGACUCUGUAAAUGGCUUCGAGGCAGGCAAAUGUCACUGCAAAACCAAUGUCGAGGGUAGACGUUGCGAUAAUUGCAAAAACGGUUUUUGGAACUUCACCUCUGCCAAUCCUCACGGAUGUCAAGAGUGCACAUGUAACACAUUAGGAACAAUCGACAAUCAGGGAUGCAACAUAUAUAAUGGCGAAUGCACUUGUAAGCGAUACGUCACAGGAAGGGAUUGUAAUCAAUGUCUACCUGAAUAUUGGGGACUCUCCGACAAAAGGGACGGAUGUCAACCUUGCCGUUGUGAUCCGGGCGGUUCUUACGAUAAUAAUUGUGACGUAAUUGGAGGUCAAUGUAAAUGUCGCGAUUAUAUGACUGGUCGAAGAUGCGAUACACCUCAGCAACAAUACUUCACCGCCAGUUUAGAUUUUCUGUUGUACGAAGCAGAAUUGGCAAAACCAUCUGUGACUUGCCAAGUUGUAAUCAGAGAACCCUAUAGAGAUGGGGGCAAAAACACGUGGACUGGUACAGGGUUCAUUCGUGCCUUUGAAAAUAGUUCGGUAGAAUUUCAAGUAGAUGACAUAAAAACCUCAAUGGAUUAUGACAUCAACCUUCGUUAUGAAUCUGUCAUGGAUCGUGACUGGGACAGUGUUACCGUUACGAUAAUACGUCCAAAUCCUAUCGAUCCUAACGGUCCAUGUGCAUCUACACAUCCCUCUUACGAUUACAAACAAGGUUCGCUACCGUUCUCAAGCCGAAGUGCAUUGUUUUCGCCACCUGCAUGCUUAGAAGCGGGAGAAAAUUAUAAAAUUCGUGUAGAUUUUAAUAAUUACGUUUAUGGACAUGGUACACCAUCUGCUUCAGUAUUAAUAGAUUCGAUGGUGUUAAUCCCUCAUAUAGAAUCAAUAUCGUGGUUUAAUGAAACUGCUCCAGGCCAAUAUCGCCAUUGUCCCAUAAAAGAUUUUUAUGACCAUUUCGAAGACAUUUCACAGGAAUGCUUCGAGUACUACCGAAGUAUUGGAGCAUUAGUCUUUAAAGGAGGUCUUUCGUGUCAAUGUGACCCAACUGGUUCAAUAAGUAAGUUAUGCAGAGAAUUUGGUGGUAACUGUCUGUGUAAGCCGAACGUUUUGGGUAGAAGAUGCGAUCGAUGUGCACCUGGCACAUAUGGUUUUGGUCCUGAGGGUUGUAAAGUGUGCGAUUGUAACAGCAUUGGAGGAUUAGACAAUUUCUGCAAUGUCACCACUGGCCAGUGUAAAUGUAGGCCGAAUACUUACGGUCGUGAAUGUGAUCAGUGUAGGACCGGUUUUUGGAACUUUCCAAAUUGCCAACGGUGCGAUUGUAACGGUCACGCGGAUAUUUGCGACUCACGCACCGGUGCAUGUACGAAUUGUAGAGAUAACACAGAAGGGCACACUUGCGAUCGGUGCAUCGACGGAUAUUAUGGAGAUCCAAGAUUAGGUGUAGACAUUCCUUGCCGUCCCUGUCCUUGUCCGGGUGUAAUGAUGUCCGGGCACUCGUUCGCAGAUCGCUGUUCUUUGGAUCCCUACACUAAAGACGUUAUUUGCGAAUGCAAAGAAGGUUAUGGAGGUACAAGGUGUGACGAAUGCGCCAAUAACUUCUUUGGUAAUCCGUCUCUUCCCGGCGGUGCGUGUCAUCCAUGCGAUUGUAGCGGUAAAACGGACCUUUUCGAUUUUGGAAAUUGCGAUCCGCAUACUGGCAAAUGCUUAAAAUGCCUUUACGAUACAACUGGCGAUAGAUGUGAAAUUUGUAGGCCCGGAUUUUAUCGAUACGACGACAAUGACGUAUGCCAAGAAUGCGUUUGUCAUAUGUUGGGAACGAAUAGUUCCGCCGGACCAUGUAAUGCUUACAAUGGUCAGUGUUUGUGUCAUGUCAACGUUAUCGGUAAACAAUGUGAUCAAUGCGCUGAAAAUCAUUGGAAAAUUGCUAGUGGGUCCGGGUGCGUGCCCUGUAAUUGUGACCCAAUUGGAUCUGAAAGACUACAAUGUAACUUGUAUGACGGCCAAUGUAAGUGUAAAGAAAAUUUUGGAGGUCUUCAAUGUAACGAGUGUAGGGAGAAUUAUUGGGGUGAUCCGAAGCGAAAUGAAUGCUCUAAAUGCCUAUGUAAUAUUUAUGGCUCUGAGACCUUACAAUGCCAUAGAAAAACUGGUGCCUGUGUUUGCCGACCGGGUAUAGGUGGUUAUAAUUGCGACGAAUGCGAUCGAGGAUACCUUGGAACUGCUCCAGUGUGCACACCGUGUGGAGAAUGCUUUGACAAUUGGGAUAGGAUUUUAAAGGGCCACAGAAACGCAACCUGGCUUAUUAUUGAACGGGCGAAGAACAUUAAGAAAAUUGGUGCUACUGGUGCAUACACUAAGGAGUUUGACGAAAUGCAGCAACAAUUGCAUGAAAUUGAUGCCUUACUAAACAGUACAAAGUAUAUUGACAUACAAUCCAUUGAAGAAAAGCUGAUUGAUUUGGGAAAACGAAUUAACAAUACAGAAUCUGGGCCAAUUCAAGAAUUGUAUAACUUAAUUGACAAUAUCACCCAAGGUAUAACGCUGUCCAAGAUCGAAUUACUGCGCUUGGGAGGGGAAAAAGAUGUUCUUCAGAAUAAAAUUAAAGAUUUAGAAACAGACGGAACAGCACUUCAAGAAGGUGACGUUCAAGGGGCACUUACUUUAAUUUAUACAGCAAAACAAAAGGCAAAUCUUGCUGAUCAAAAAGCUCAAAAAACUCGGGAGACUAUUAACUAUGCAGAAAGACAGUGCAAGGCAACGGAAAAUUUGGUUAAUGUUACAGAAAAGGAAUUCCGAGAUAUGCAAGCGAGCAAUGAACGUUCGCUAGAUGACAUACGAAAUAAUAUCACCGAGCUGUAUCAAAUUAUGCCAGAGCUAAACAAUUUAGUUUGUGAUGGACGAGGUGAUCCGUGCGAUGUGAUUUGUGGCGGUGCUGGUUGUGGUAGUUGCGGAAUGGCGAUUUCUUGCGAAAACGGUGCGAAACAGCAGGCCGAGAAUGCACUAAGUUUAGCCAAUACUACAGAGUUCGUUCUGAAAGAUAAGGAAGUGAAGGCUAAUGAUUUUAUAAGAAAUGUAUCACAAUUCAAUACGACUCACGCAAAGUUACUGGCUCAAGAAGCGCAUGACCGAGCAUAUGAAGCAUUCUUAUCCACAAACACUUCGCUGGACUUGAUGAAGAAGAUGAAGAAUCGCAUAAACGAAUUUUUGAAUCAGAACCAUUCUACUCCCGAAGAUAUUGAAAAGGUUGCCAGAGAAGUGUUAGAAAAGCAAAUUGAUCAAAAGCCUGAGGAAAUUAUAGAAUUGGCUCAAAAAAUCAAGGACACUGUCGAAUCAUUGACAAACAUUGAUCCCAUUAUUGCAGCCACCGCCGACGAUCUAAAGAAAGUUGAAAAACUGAAAAGUGACGCAGAUUCUGUUAAAAUUAAAGCCAACGAAAUUUUGAAAGUCGCCGAAGAGGUAAAGGAGGCAUUAGGUAAUAGUAGUUUAGCUCAAGAGCAAGCCGGUAUAGCAAUUUCUGGUGCGAAAGGGAAUAUUGAUGAAGUCAAUAGAAUGCUAGAUAAGAUCGGUAAUACAACAGAAGAUGCUCAGCAGAAAACGAACGAAGCUGCGGAUCAAAUCGACAAGUUAGGCAAUCGGCUAACUCAGUUGCAGGUGAAAAUCACGAGCAAUGAAGAGUUUGCAAAGCGUGUAAUCGACGAAUCGCAAGGCAUCCAGAAGGAGGCGAAUAAUACGCACGAGAAGUUUGAGAAAUUAUUAAACCAAUAUAAUAGCGUUAAAAUCGAAUUGUCAAAUAAAUUGGGAGUAGUGGAGGAUUCUAAAAGCAGAGCGGAUGACCUAUUUAAAAGAGCGUUUCAAUUGAUGUUAAAAAUCAAAGGCGUCGAGUCCUCUGUGGAUGUUCUUAAAAAUUCUCCAGAAAGUUCCUUGAAAAAUUUGGAGCACGAAAUUCAGGCGUUAAUGAAUGAAAUGAAGCAGCAUAAUAGAAAAAUAGAACAAAGGGAAACUUAUUAUAAAAAAUGUACUUAAGAUUUUUACGAAAGCUUUUAGUUUAGUCUGAGACCUAUGUAUUUUGGCAUGUUAUUUAGAUUUAUAUGUACAUACUUUUCUUCAUAAUAUAUUAUUUCCAUUUUA
This is a messenger RNA of Photinus pyralis (common eastern firefly), 5859 nucleotides long. RefSeq names its product laminin subunit beta-1 (gene LanB1). The coding region runs from base 310 to 5754 and encodes 1814 amino acids. Gene Ontology annotation, biological process: substrate adhesion-dependent cell spreading; cell migration; basement membrane assembly. The transcript is spliced from 24 exons. The record is from RefSeq and is a predicted model, not a curated record. Gene Ontology annotation, cellular component: laminin trimer. Lineage: Eukaryota; Metazoa; Arthropoda; Insecta; Coleoptera; Lampyridae.